This is a messenger RNA of Nipponia nippon (crested ibis), 3030 nucleotides long. The record is from RefSeq and is a predicted model, not a curated record. NCBI's taxonomy places the organism in Eukaryota, Metazoa, Chordata, Aves, Pelecaniformes, Threskiornithidae.
AUGGAGCAAUUAUCAGAUGAAGAACUUGACCAUGGUGCCGAAGAAGAUAGUGAUAAGGAAGAUCAGGAUCUGGACAAGAUGUUUGGGGCCUGGCUGGGGGAACUGGACAAACUCACACAGAGUUUGGAUACAGACAAGCCUGUGGCACCAGUGAAGAGAUCACCUCUCCGUCAGGAAACCAAUCUUGCCAACUUCUCAUAUCGCUUCUCCAUGUACAAUUUGAAUGAAGCCCUGAAUCAAGGGGAGACUGUGGAUCUAGAUGCCCUCAUGGCUGAUCUCUGUUCCAUAGAGCAGGAGCUCAGCAGCAUUGGGUCUCAUUCAGCAAAUAAUGCUGCAGUGAAACGCCUUGCCCCAGAAUCCAAAUCUCAGAAACCACCUGCUAGCCGACCUUCUACUAAGCACAGCAGCAUAAAAGGAUUAUCCUCCUCAUCUGGUAAGGUGACUAAACCAUCACAUGCCAACGUAUCUUUGGAUGACAUCACUGCACAGUUAGAGAAGGCCUCUUUGAGUAUGGAUGAGGCAGCUCAACAGUCUGUUGCAGAAGACACCAAACCAGUAGUUACUGCUCAGCACAGGAGGACAGCAUCUGCUGGCACAGUGAGUGAUGCUGAGGUGCGCUCAAUCAGUAACUCCUCCCGUUCCAGUAUAACCUCUGCAGCUUCCAGCAUGGACUCCUUGGAUAUCGAUAAGGUGACGAGACCUCAGGAACUGGACUUGGCAUCACAAGGGCAACCAAUCACUGAGGAGGAACAGGCUGCUAAACUCAAAGCUGAGAAGAUUAGAGUUGCAUUAGAGAAGAUUAAGGAGGCACAAGUGAAAAAGUUGGUGAUCAGAGUCCACAUGUCUGAUGACAGCUCAAAAACAAUGAUGGUGGAUGAGAGGCAGACAGUGAGACAAGUAUUAGACAAUCUGAUGGACAAAUCGCAUUGCGGUUACAGUUUAGACUGGUCAUUGGUGGAAACCAUCUCUGAAUUGCAAAUGGAAAGGAUCUUUGAAGAUCAUGAAAAUUUAGUUGAAAAUCUUCUGAACUGGACAAGAGAUAGUCAAAACAAACUAAUGUUUGUGGAACGUAUAGAGAAAUACGCACUUUUCAAGAAUCCCCAGAACUACCUUCUGGGGAAGAAAGAAACCUCUGAGAUGGCAGACAGAAAUAAGGAGGUGCUGCUAGAGGAAUGUUUCUGUGGAAGUUCUGUAACCGUGCCAGAGAUUGAGGGAGUUUUGUGGCUGAAAGAGGAUGGUAAGAAGUCUUGGAAGAAACGUUACUUUCUUCUUCGAGCUUCUGGAAUCUACUAUGUCCCUAAAGGGAAGGCAAAGGUCUCGCGGGAUCUUGUGUGCUUUCUACAGCUGGAUCAUGUCAAUGUUUACUACGGGCAGGACUAUCGGAACAAAUACAAAGCACCCACAGACUAUUGUUUAGUGCUAAAGCAUCCGCAGAUCCAGAAGAAAUCCCAGUAUAUAAAGUAUCUUUGCUGUGAUGAUGUAAGAACUCUACACCAAUGGAUCAAUGGCAUCCGCAUUGCUAAGUAUGGGAAGCAGCUAUACAUGAACUAUCAGGAAGCACUGAAGAGAACAGAAUCGGCAUAUGACUGGACUUCCUUGUCUAGCUCCAGUAUCAAGUCAGGCUCCAGCUCAUCUAGUUUGCCAGAAUCUCAAUCAAAUCAUUCUAAUCAGUCUGACAGUGGAGUUUCUGACACCCAGCCAGCCGGACAUGUCCGUUCCCAAAGUAUUGUCAGCUCCAUGUUCUCCGAGGCCUGGAAACGAGGCACUCAACUGGAGGAAUCCAGCAAGCCUGCCCCCCCUGGCCCCACCCCCCCGCCAACGUUCCCAAAGCAGCAGAGUUUCUCUGUGAAGCCUCCUCCAUCCCCUCAGUCCCCAGUGCCGUCAGUGGUGAAACAGAUAGUUAGCCAGUUCCCACCUCCUCCCACCCCACCUGCCACUGAGCCCCAGCCUCUGAAACCCCUUCCACUGAGCGUGGCUCCACAGUCGCCUCCAGCAGUGAAGGCAAAGCCCAAAUGGCAGCCUGCUUCUGCUCCCUCCCCAGAUUUCCCCCCUCCUCCGCCAGAGAGCAGCUUAGUGUUUCCUCCUCCACCUCCUUCCCCAGCUUCCUCUGCAGGUUCUCCCCCCCCUGACAAAUCAGGGUCUCCAGUCAAAAAGACCAGCAAGAUAUCAAGCCCCGGAGGGAAGAAACCACCUCCAACACCUCAGCGAAACUCCAGUAUCAAGUCCACCAGCUCCACUGAGUACCAUGAGUCCAAGAGAUCUUCAGUGGACCGCCUUGUCAGCAAAUUUGCACACCCACCAGAGCCGUCAGGGUCUCCUUCCAAGGAGUCAUCGCCUCCUGCAGCCCCUCCAAAGCCAGGAAAGCUGAACCUUUCUGGGGUGAGCCUGCCCAUUGUCCUUCCACAAGGAGGGAUCCCAGUCAAGGCUUCUGCUCUGGGUGUGUCUGGGAAGGAGCCUGUGGUCGAAUUCCCUUCACCACCAUCCGACUCAGACUUUCCACCACCACCACCUGAAAUAGAUCUUCCUCUCCCACCAGUUGAGAUCCCAUCUGUGUUUUCAGGCAGCACUUCCCCAAAAGUCGCGGUUGUCAAUCCCCAGCCUCAGGCAUGGUCAAAACCAUCUGUGAAAAAAGCCCCACCACCCACACGUCCCAAGCGGAACGACAGCACUCGACUCACGCAGGCGGAGGUCGCAGAGCCACCAGGGUCAGCUGGCCCUCAAGUGCCCACUUCACCCAAGUCCAGCCUUAGCGUUCAGCCGGGAUUCCUGGCAGACCUCAACCGGACGCUGCAGCGGAAAUCCAUCACCCGGCACGGCUCCCUCUCCUCCGCGCGGAUGUCCAGAACAGAACCCACAGCCACCAUGGACGACAUGGCCCUGCCUCCGCCUCCGCCGGAGCUGCUGGCUGACCAGCAGAAGACGAGCAGCUUCGGGGGCAGUCAUAUAUCCGGCUAUGCAACGUUACGGAGGGGGCCACCCCCCGCUCCUCCCAAAAGGGAUCAGAACACCAAGCUGUCUCGGGACUGGUAG